GUUACCUCGCGUUAUCUCUGUCGACUUUUUUCUUGAUGAAACGUAUGCAGACAAUGUCGGUGUCAUUGGAAGAGUACAUGGAGAAGGAGGUGGAUUAUGCGAUUGCGAACAUGAAGAACGCGGAGCAAGGUAUCAAGGAGACGAUGGAUGCUUUCAUUGCUUUGGUGACUGGAUACAAUAUCGAUCUCUCAAAUUUUGCCGAACUUAAAGAAAACUACAACAAACGACUUGCCGAGAUUGAUGGUGUCAAAGAAAUGAGCAUGUUUCACAACAUCAAGAACAUCACUGUAUACCUUGAGCUCUUGACUGAAAACAUCAACACAACAAUCAGGACUUUCCCAACACGGAACAAGCGUCUUAUUCAAGAAGCUGCCACGGUAUCACUGAAAAACGCGUCCUCUUCUUCUUCAAGUUCAUAAUCAUUUUUUAAGAUCUUUCAUCUUUUCUCUUUUUCGUGUAUGUACUCUUACAUCUCACUUGCACAUGCUGCUCUUUGCCAUCUCAAAUCAGUGUCACAAUGUGAACUUUUUUUGAUUAGCACCCAGUUCACACUCCCUUGCCCCGUUUUGUUUUCACCCAAUUUAUUAUUUUGUUUGUAAAAAGUAGUGAAACAAUGUAUGUUAAUUUUA
Molecule: messenger RNA, 629 nt
Organism: Caenorhabditis elegans
Lineage: Eukaryota; Metazoa; Nematoda; Chromadorea; Rhabditida; Rhabditidae
Gene: W04G3.11
Product: Biogenesis of lysosome-related organelles complex 1 subunit 2
Exons: 3
Coding region: 54-419 (121 amino acids)
Source: RefSeq, marked reviewed